This is a messenger RNA of Rotaria sp. Silwood1, 2292 nucleotides long. Lineage: Eukaryota; Metazoa; Rotifera; Eurotatoria; Philodinida; Philodinidae. The record is from the annotation of a GenBank genome assembly.
AUGAUGAUGCCAAUUCUGGAUCAGAAUCCAGCUCAUCACCUUCAUGGUUAUGGUCAUCAAACAUUUUAUCAUCAACAGCAUAUACCAGAACAAGGUGGUAAGAUGCUAUUGACACUUAUCUUACCAAAUGGUGUUCCAUCUGUUAUUAGUGUUGAUGCUAAUACACCAAUGAUGGACUUGCUUGUGCAAGCUACAUCAUUAAAUAAGCUUAAUCCGAGCAGUCAUUCGCUCGUUGUACUUGAUUCAAAUCAACAUAUUAUUCAUUUCAAGGCUAAUCAAACCGUUGGACAGAUUGGUUCUUCAACAAUUAGUCUUCUUCCUAAGGAUACAACACAUUCAAAUCCUUUAUCAAAACCUAAAACUCAACCAUUUGAAAUAACAGUUCGUUUACAAAUUAAUUUACCUGAUGGACAAAAAAUUUUAUUACGCAUUGAUCCAACAUUACCAUUAUAUGAAAUAAAAGAACAAAUAUGUAAACAAAAAAAAUAUACCGAUUCAAAUCGGUAUAUAUUAUGCUACCCAGAUAGACUUAAUCAACCAUUAUUACUUGGAUUAUCAUUAGCUGAAUAUAAAACAAAUAUACUUACAUUAGUUCGUCUUAAACAAGGUCCUCAGUACAAUAGAAAUCAAUUACAAUCAUUUGAUCGUCUUUAUCGUACACGUUCAGAAAGUCAACCACCAAUAGAAACUAUUCAAGAAGUUCAAAAUGAACAACAAGAAUUAACUAAUAGCAAACAGCGUCCAGCAAGUGUUCAAUUAAAUCCAACUGGUUCACCCAAACAAGGUCAAAAUGUUACAUCAUUACCAACACGUUCUACACGACCAAUAACAUCUCAUACAUCUCUUCAUGCUUAUUGGAAUGAUCCAAAUUUUGAUACACAAUCACAAACAUCAAAUACAUCAUCAACAACAAAAAAACGUCGUGCACCUAAACCACCUGGUUAUAUUAGUCCAACAUUACAUGAACAACAAAUCAUUUUAUCUCCAUUAUCUGAUCAUCAUCAAAGUCAUGAAUCAUUAACAGAGAGUCUUAAUGGUACACAACAAAAACGUAAAGCUCCAGUUUUGCCUAUAACAACUAUUCCUCAAGAAACUCAAACAAAUGAAAUUGUCGAUGAUCAACAAAUACAAAUCAAUAUUGAACAACCAAAAAUUGAUAUAACAAUGACUUCUGAUGAUCAACAACGUUUAUUAAAUAUUUUAGCUGAACAAAAAACACCACCAACAGCAAAAUUAGUUAUAACAACACAUUCAACAGAUGAAAAUCUUACUGAAACACAUUCACCAACACCAAUUUAUUCUCAAAUUCAAAAACCUGCUAAAGAAAUUAUACAAAUUGAAUCUCCAUAUUCAACAGUUCAAGCAUCUUCAACACCACCCAUUCCUCAACAAGAUGAAAUAAAAAAUAUUUCACCAACAAACUAUUCUAUUGGUGAACUAGUUCAAGCCGGUAUAGCUGAACCACCACCACCAAAGUCACCUAUAAAAGUAUCAAAAGAAUCAAAACCUUACAAUGGUCUUACUAAAAUUAUAAAUGAUCAUAAUGAACGUGCUGAAAUCUAUCAAAAAAAUCAGAAACAAGCAGACGAUGUAUCGUAUUUUCGUGUUGCAAAAAGUCGUCAUGGAAAAUUUGAAACUGAUAAUCAAGGUUUUGUUAAUAAUUCAAAUAAUAUUUUUGAUUCAACUAAUAAUAAACAAGAACAACAACAACAAGAACCAAAAUCUAUACAAACUUCUGAAACAACAACUACAACAACAACACAAAAAUCAAUUCCUGUUGUUGUUCAACAACAAACAAAAGGUAAACAGGCAUAUGAUUUAUUAAAAAAAUAUGAAAAAGAAGAACAAAAUCAACAAAUACAACCAGUCGAUACUGAUUAUUUAAAAACUACAACAAGUGAUAAAGAAAAACCACCAACACCAAUACAACUUGAAGUUACCGAACGUACAACACAUAUUUCAGUAACUGUUGAAAGUGAUCGAAAACAACUAAUAACUCGAGCUUCACCAGUACCACAACAAACAUCAACUUCACCUUCAAUUUUAGCACCGAAACCAUUCGGUAAAACUAUAACAGAAUAUCGUACGGUUAGACGAAUUGGUAAUGGUGGUGAAACAACAACAACAACUACUGUACGUACUGAAACAGUACCAUCAACAAAUAUCGAUAAUAAACAAUUAACAUCAGCUGAUCAUGUUGAUCAAACAAAUUCAAAUCUUACAACACAACAUGAAUCAUUAACAGAAUCAGUUCAAAAAUCUGGUGGUUUAGAAAAUUUAAAGAAAAACUAA